UUUAUGAAAGCGCUGCUUACUUCGUCCAGCGGGGAAGUUACGUGUUAUUGAAGAGCCGUGUCCGCGUGGAUGUGGACAGGCUGGGAGGACUGAGCCCUAGGCUCUGAGACGGUGUGCAGUGGGUGUGGAGGAAUUUUCCAAACCGAGGCUGGACCUGAUGGCCGGCUGGAGAACUGGAGGCUUAGUUAGGCUAGGUCCCUUUCUCUUUGCAAUAUGUGUUGCCGAAGUUUACCGUAUUGUAACAAAUGUUUCGCCUGCGCGAGGUGUGUCGAGAACAAUACUUUGUUCGUGCCCGCUCUUUGACUCGACGAGUUGCUACCUUUUUACCUCGGUGUAACUUUUCAGUCCUUCUCGCGCACGUGGGUAAUGUACCGCAAUAUCCCAUUGCGUAUUGAUUAUCCAGAGGCCUUCUCUGAGGGAUUACCUUCUUUUUUGACAUCUUGGCCGUGUUUUUCCGUAGGACCACUUGCUUCUUUGCUUGAUCAAAUCGGCGUAACCCGAUGAAGCUUCAGUAGUUUCCCAUCCAAUUGAAGUUUUUUUAAGAUUUGUAAAUCUGGGAUUCAUAGAAACUGGAAUUCUUUUUUCCUUCUUUUUUUUUUAAGGCAAUGGUAAUCAAUUUUUGUCCUUCUGGCCCAAGAAAAGAAAAAAAUAUAUUAUCUGAUCUGUUCAAAAUGCUGAUCUGUUAUUAGUUUAAAAAUGGUUCAAGGAUUCCUAUCCACUGUGUGCCUGCCUCUGAAUUAAUAACCUUUCGAGAGUCUACAGUGUUGCCCAGGCGUGCUACCCCUUUACGAGGUGUAAAUAGUCUUUUCCCCUUUCAUAGAAAGGGCUCUACUUAAGUUGUUUAUGUGACUCCAGUUUUUUAAGAAACGGCGAGAUUUGUAAAUUAAAAACCCGUGUUCUCCAUCGUAGACACAGUGAUGACUGUUCCGGCAGCCCUUGCUCUGUAAGGUUGAGGAAAGCAGACUAGUUCGCUGAUGUUUGUGGAUUCUGUGGGAUCAGAGGGCACGCCUACUGCAAUCAGAAAACUUCAAGUGUAACAGCAGGGAUGGAUGAACAGGCUCUGUUAGGGCUAAAUCCAAACGCUGAUUCAGACUUUAGACAAAGGGCCCUAGCCUAUUUUGAGCAGUUGAAGAUUUCCCCAGAUGCUUGGCAGGUAUGUGCAGAAGCUCUGGCCCAGAGGACAUACAGUGAUGAUCACAUAAAGUUUUUCUGCUUUCAAGUAUUAGAACAUCAAGUUAAAUACAAAUAUUCAGAACUAACCACUGUUCAACAACAACUAAUUAGGGAGACACUCAUAUCUUGGCUUCAAGCUCAGAUGCUGGGCCUCCAACCAGAGAAGACCUUUAUACGCAACAAAGCAGCCCAAGUCUUCGCCUUGCUCUUUGUUACAGAAUAUCUCACUAAAUGGCCCAAGUUUUUUUUCGACAUUCUCUCAGUAGUGGACCUAAAUCCAAGGGGAGUAGAUCUGUACCUCCGAAUCCUCAUGGCUAUCGAUUCAGAGUUGGUAGAUCGUGAUGUGGUUCACACAUCAGAGGAGGCUCGUAGGAAUACGCUAAUAAAAGAUACCAUGAGAGAGCAGUGCAUUCCAAAUUUGGUGGAAUCGUGGUACCAAAUCUUACAGAAUUAUCAGUAUACUAAUUCAGAAGUGACAUGUCAGUGCCUUGAAGUAGUUGGGGCUUAUGUCUCUUGGAUAGACUUAUCCCUCAUAGCCAAUGAUAGGUUUAUAAAUAUGCUGCUAGGUCAUAUGUCAAUAGAAGUUCUACGGGAAGAAGCAUGUGACUGUUUAUUUGAAAUUGUAAAUAAAGGAAUGGACCCUGUUGAUAAAAUGAAGCUAGUAGAAUCUUUGUGUCAAGUAUUACAGACUGCUGGGUUUUUCAGUAUUGACCAGGAAGAAGAUGUGGACUUCCUGGCCAGGUUUUCUAAGCUGGUUAAUGGAAUGGGACAGUCACUGAUAGUUAGCUGGACUAAGUUAAUUAAGAGUGGGGAUAUCAAAAGUGCUCAAGAGGCCCUGCAAGCCAUUGAGACGAAAGUGGCGCUGAUGUUGCAGCUGCUCAUCCAUGAGGACGACGACAUCUCCUCUAACAUAAUUGGGUUUUGUUACGAUUAUCUGCAUAUUCUGAAGCAGCUUACCGUGCUCUCGGAUCAACAAAAAGCUAAUGUGGAGGCAAUAAUGUUGGCAGUUAUGAAGAAAUUGACUUAUGAUGAAGAAUAUAACUUUGAAAAUGAGGGUGAAGAUGAAGCCAUGUUUGUAGAAUAUAGAAAACAGCUGAAGUUACUGUUGGACAGACUUGCUCAAGUUUCACCAGAGUUACUGCUAGCUUCUGUUCGUAGAGUUUUUAGCUCUACACUUCAGAACUGGCAGACCACACGGUUUAUGGAAGUUGAAGUAGCAAUAAGGUUGCUGUAUAUGUUGGCAGAAGCUCUUCCCGUGUCUCACGGUGCUCACUUCUCAGGUGAUGUUUCAAAAGCUAGUGCUUUGCAGGAUAUGAUGCGAACUGUAAGUAUACCACAGCUGGUAACAUCAGGAGUCAGUUCCUACCAGCACACAUCCGUGACGCUGGAAUUCUUUGAAACUGUCGUGAGAUACGAAAAGUUUUUCACAGUUGAACCUCAGCACAUUCCAAAUGUACUAAUGGCUUUCUUAGAUCACAGGGGCCUCCGGCAUUCUAGUGCUAAAGUACGGAGUAGAACUGCUUACCUGUUCUCUAGAUUUGUCAAGUCUCUCAAUAAACAAAUGAAUCCUUUCAUUGAAGAUAUUUUGAAUAGAAUACAAGAUUUAUUGGUCCUUUCUCCACCAGAGAACGGAUACCAGUCCUUGUUGAGCAGCGAUGACCAACUGUUCAUUUAUGAGACAGCGGGAGUGCUUAUUGUUAAUAGUGAAUACCCAGCAGACAGGAAGCAAGUAUUAAUGAGGAAUCUGUUGACUCCACUGAUGGAGAAGUUUAAAAUUCUGUUAGAAAAGUUAAUGCUAGCGCAAGAUGAAGAAAGGCAGGCAUCUCUGGCAGACUGUCUGAACCACGCUGUUGGAUUUGCCAGUCGAACCAGCAAAGCUUUCAGCAACAAGCAGACGGUGAAACAGUGCGGCUGCUCCGAGGUGUAUCUGGACUGCUUGCAGACGUUCCUGCCGGCCCUCAGUUGUCCCUUACAGAAGGAUAUUCUCAGAAGUGGGGUUCGCACUUUCCUUCAUCGAAUGAUUAUCUGCCUAGAGGAAGAAGUCCUUCCAUUCAUCCCUUCCGCCUCGGAACACAUGCUCAAAGAUUGUGAAGCAAAAGACCUCCAGGAGUUCAUUCCCCUUAUCAACCAGAUUACAGCCAAAUUUAAGAUCCAGGUGUCCCCGUUUCUGCAGCAGAUGUUCAUGCCUCUGCUGCGUGCGAUUUUUGAAGUGCUUCUCCGACCGGCCGAAGAGAACGACCAGUCUGCUGCUUUGGAGAAGCAGAUGCUGCGGAGGAGCUACUUCGCCUUCCUGCAGACAGUGACGGGCAGCGGGAUGAGCGAAGUGAUAGCGAACCAGGGUGCAGAGAACGUAGAACAGGUGUUAGUGACGGUUAUCCAAGGAGCUGUUGACUACCCAGAUCCGAUUGCACAGAAAACAUGUUUCAUCAUCCUCUCCAAGCUGGUGGAACUCUGGGGAGGUAAAGAUGGACCGGUGGGCUUUGCCGAUUUUGUUUAUAAGCACAUCGUCCCUGCGUGUUUCCUGGCUCCUCUGAAGCAGACGUUUGACCUGGCGGACGCACAGACGGUGCUGGCUCUGUCUGAGUGUGCUGUGACACUGAAAACAAUUCAUCUCAAACGGGGGCCAGAAUGUGUUCAAUAUCUUCAACAGGAAUACCUGCCCUCCUUACAAGUAGCUCCAGAAAUAAUUCAGGAGUUCUGUCAAGCACUUCAGCAACCUGAUGCUAAAGUUUUUAAAAAUUAUUUAAAGGUGUUCUUCCAGAGAGCGAAGCCCUGAGGACUGGAUUGCCCUGUGCCUACAUCAUGAUCAGGGAUUCCAAUUAAUAAUUUAUAAAGAAAUGAUUUUUUUGUGUGCCAUUCACUCUGGUCUUUUAACAUUGCUUGGAGCUUGUGGCAGUGUACGUACUGGGAUUUUUCUGUAAAAUGGGUGUAAUUUCCCCCUAAAUACAGGUAUGUAACAAGGGAAGUUGCUGCAUGCCAGCUAAAUUGUUCUAUAUAAAAAUGUUGCAGAGUUAUCCUAUUACCUUAAUUUUUUUCUUGAUUUCAAAUUUUAAGUCCUUUAUAAAGACCAUAGAGUGGAAAACUACUUUUUUUAAAAAAAUUGCUGAAUAUAAAAUGUUUGAAAAUUUAGUUUUCUUUUACAUAUGCAGACAUAUAAAAUAUAGGGGGAAUAAAACAAUCAAAACUGAUUUUUUUUGUAGAUAGCCAUUACGUUUCCUUAAACUACUUCAAUGGCAAUGUGUAUUCUACAGAGAAAAUGGGUUCAUAAAUUCAUUGAUUUAAAAGUAGGUGCCAAUAUUACAUAUUUUUUAUUAAAAAAUAAAUUUUACGUAGUGAAAUCUAUCAAGUCUUUUCUGGAAUCAUUAUAAAGACUUUAGCUUUAUUUUCCCAUCUUAAUUUCUCUCUGAUUUUCCAUUUAAAGGUUUGCAAAAUCAAUGUGGAUGCCUUAUUUCACUGUCUCCUGAAAGGUUACAUGCAAUGUAAUUGUUAAAUAAGUCUUUUUUAAAUGCAUUAGAAAAAUCUUGUGUGAAUCUGUUGAUAUAAUUAAAACCGUGUUUUUCUUG
Molecule: messenger RNA, 4736 nt
Organism: Chinchilla lanigera (long-tailed chinchilla)
Lineage: Eukaryota; Metazoa; Chordata; Mammalia; Rodentia; Chinchillidae
Gene: Xpot
Product: exportin, tRNA
Exons: 25
Coding region: 1046-3949 (967 amino acids)
Biological process (GO): tRNA re-export from nucleus; intracellular protein transport
Cellular component (GO): nuclear pore; nuclear matrix; cytoplasm
Molecular function (GO): tRNA binding; small GTPase binding
Source: RefSeq, a predicted model, not a curated record